AUGUUCAAGAAACCUCUCGCGUCCAUAAAGUCCUUCUCGUCCCUGAGGUCCAGCGACAAGCGGAGACUGCGGGACGAGAUCCUCGCUAGCUUCCCUGCCCUCAAAGAUAUGGAGCCCAUCAACGACACCCCCAUCAACGCCAUUAUCACCCCCGAUGGCUUACAGGCUGCCAAAUUCACUUCUUACAUCGAAGAGCCAGGCACCCUCUACACUGACGCCGACGGCACCCCUCUCUGGUUCAAGAUCAGCUCCAGCAAAAACCACUCUCUCAUCGUCCCCUCUGUCUACACCUUGUGGAAGUUCCCGGAUUUGAUUCCAGGACUGACGACAUGGAACCCUGUAGUCGACAAACUUCGAAACGGCGCAGACCUCAUGAUCCCAGGAGUCAUCACCGCCAACAACACCUUCGUUCCAGAGAUCGACGAGGGUUCACUCGUCGUUAUUCGCGCUCGCGGCAACAAGUACCCUCUCGCCAUCGGAACCAUGGCCAUCUCGGGACAGGUCCUUGCUUCUUCGAGAGGAAGCCUGCCACCCAAAGGCAAAGCCGUUCACAUUCUGCAUGUGCACCUGGAUCAGCUCUGGGCAAUGGGCACGAAACCGGAAUUCCCUGCUGAUUGGGCGCAAGGGCCCAAGGCUCCUCUGGAUGACGAAUACGCGUCCUCGGACGAGGAGACUGAUGGUGAGGACGAUAACGAGACAACGGACGACUUGACCAAGGUUCUGCAGGAUGUGUCUGUCAGCGAUACCAAAGGAAAGACAGUGGUCAGGGAUGAUCUCCCCAGCAGCAACGAAAUCGAGAGCAGCUCUACAGCAGACGGCCAGCAACCAGAAGAGGCAAAGGAGGAGGUCGAGGCGAUUGUUCUUUCGACAGAGGAGGUGGACAAGGCGCUUCAGGACGCCCUUCUUCAGGUGCUCAAAUUCAAGAUCACGGAGGAUGUCUCCAAGGAGCUCCUGCCCAUGAACUCGUCGACACUCUACUCGUCCUAUGUUCUCCCCAACCGUGCACGCGGACGUGCUGCCGAGGCAGAUAUCAAAAAGUCAAGCUGGAAAAAGUUGGCAAAGUGGCUCAAGGCGGUUGAAAAGUCGGACCUGAUCAAAUGCAAGGAAAUCAAAGGCGAGCUCUUCCUCCUCGGGGUCACCUGGAACCACCCUCAGUUGAAGGGAUUCACAGGGCACAAGACGGUGGAGCAGCAGGCGGCGCGACAGGCCAAGGUGGAAGCACAGGUCUCACAGGCAAACUCAGAUGUGAAGGUUCUGGAGGUUCUGGAGGUAUACCGACCCAACAGCGCGUCGGGAGACUUUUUUGAAGUCGCAGGCAAGUCCAAGGAUGGAUUCUACACCCUGCAGGAGGUGCGCGCAACCUUGGCCCAGUACAUCAAGGACAAGCAGCUGUCGGACCCCAAGAACCAACGCAUCAUUCGUCUUGACGAGGUUCUUCAUCCAGCCCUGGCCAAGAAGGGCGAGCAGAUCGACCGCGUUCCUCGCGAUCAUACCAGUGACAGACUGGUGGCGAAUAUGGUGAUCCACCAUUACAUUGGCUACAAGGGCCAACAGCCGCGGUUUGUGAAGGGAGCCGUGAAAUCAAUCCAGAUCACACAAGAGAUCCGUACUGGACGCAAGACCGUGACCAAGAUCUCUGGUCUCGAGCACUUUAUGCUCGACGUCGAUGCCUUUGGACAAGAGAUCCAAGUCCUCUGCGCCAGCAGUGUCGCCAUCACUCCGCUGGUUGGCGCUUCACCAAAGCUGAACUUGCGCGAACUGAUGGUCCAGGGUCCACAGGUCAAGAACGUGACGGCUGUCCUCCAGGAACGCGGUGUGCCCAAGAAGUACAUUGAGUUCCUUGACAAGACCAACAAGAAGAAGUAA
Molecule: messenger RNA, 1866 nt
Organism: Linnemannia hyalina
Lineage: Eukaryota; Fungi; Mortierellomycota; Mortierellomycetes; Mortierellales; Mortierellaceae
Source: the annotation of a GenBank genome assembly